GAGAAAGAGGGGAUCGGAUUGAAAACAGAUCAGUUUGAAGAUCUCACCACCGCAUGUCUAGAACAACUGUCGAUUAAAAUCUAGUUUUAGUUUACAUUUUCAGCCACGUAUUCUGGCGAAAACAUGUCAUGCGCUUUCUUAUGUAAAAACUCAAAGGUGAGUGAGAAAACGUUACCGCUUGAAGAUGAUGGAUUGUAAAAGUUAGAUGCGAGUAAUUGCGCUCCUCCGUGUUAAAUGAGUUAUCCGAGGGAUGCCGUGUUCCGAACUUUGAAUAGACUUUCAAACUUUUCUUAAAGUACAUAACCGGCCUCGCCUGUUUUCAUUGAAAAAGUACACUUAAGCCUAAUUCUCGAAAUACUUGCAGAGUCGUCGGACAAAGUGAGAGAAAAGAAAACAGCAUCGGGGUCUAAAGAGAAACUAUUCAAGGUUGACUCGGACUCCCUGCUGUCCACCAUGGAGACCUCUACCCUUACAGCCACUGAGAAGAAGGAGCACACAGGAUCAGGUCUGGAUGGAGGCAGCUUCUCAGACCUGCCAAAGAAACCGUCUCCUACUACAGUUACCAGAGGUCCUCACCAUCUCUUCCCCACGUUUCACACACCAAUCCCGAUCGACAUGCGUCACCAUGAGGGGAGGUACCAUUACGAGCCACACCCCCUCCACACCAUGCAUGGACCUCAAGGCCUAGCCAGCAGCCCAGUCAUCUCAGACUGCAUCUCUCUGAUCCGUCUGUCCCCUCAGGCAGCAGGGACGGGGGAGUCCCCCUUCAGCCCCCCUCACCCCUACAUCAACCCCCACAUGGAGCACUACCUCCGCUCCAUGCACAGCAGCCCUACCCUAUCCAUGAUCUCAGCUGCCCGUGGACUCAGCCCCGCAGAAGUGACCCAUGAGCACCUGAAGGAGCGUGGUCUGUUCAGCCUGCCCCCUCCCCCUCCAGGGGCCAACCCUACACAGUACUACCACCUCAUGGCCAGUGGCAGAAGCACCUACGGAGACCUCCUCUUGCAGACCGGGGCGGCCGCGGCAGCAGCAGCCGCAGCAGCACACCUGCCCGACUACAUCAGCCCUGUGGACGUGUCCAGGUUCUCCAGCCCCAGACUGACCCCCAGGCUGAACAGGAAGCGAGCCCUGUCCAUCUCCCCUCUCUCAGACGCCAGCAUCGACCUGCAGACCAUGAUCCGUACCUCGCCCAACUCUCUGGUGGCUUACAUCAACAACUCACGCUCCAGCUCUGCAGCCAGCAGCUCCUACGGACACCUGUCAGUUAGCGGCAUCAGUCCGUCGUUCACCUUCCCCCACUCCAUCAACCCCAUGGCAUACCAGCAGCUGUUCAACCAACAGAGAGGCCUGAGUGCGUUCGGCCAUACCCCUCCCCUCAUCCAGCCCUCGCCCUCCUUCGCUGCCCGCCAGCAUGCCCACGCCAUUGCAGCCUCCGCCCUCAACACCACCCACAACACCUCCAGCUCUGAGUCCAACCAGAAUGCUGGUAGCGACCCGGCGGUGAGCAGCACAGUCAACCCCAUGAUCACCAAGAGGCACAAGGUCAAGACAGAAGCAGAGGGACCCCAGUCCAUAUCACCGUGCUCUCAGGAGCAUGUUCUGGACCUGAGUGAGGAGCGGGAUAAAGAUGAGUGGAAGCAGGAGCCAGAGGCUGUCUACGAGACCAACUGUCACUGGGACGGCUGCACCAAGGAGUACGACACUCAGGACCAGCUCGUUCACCACAUCAACAACGACCACAUCCAUGGGGAGAAGAAAGAGUUUGUGUGCCGUUGGGAUGAGUGCUCGAGAGAACAGAAGCCCUUCAAAGCUCAGUACAUGCUGGUGGUCCACAUGAGGAGACACACUGGGGAGAAGCCACACAAAUGCACAUUUGAAGGUUGCUGUAAGGCCUACUCUCGCCUGGAGAACCUGAAGACCCACCUGAGGUCGCACACAGGGGAGAAGCCGUACGUCUGUGAACAUGAGGGCUGCAACAAAGCCUUCUCAAACGCCUCAGACAGAGCCAAGCACCAGAACCGCACACACUCCAAUGAGAAACCCUACAUCUGUAAGAUCCCUGGGUGCACUAAACGCUACACAGACCCCAGCUCUCUCAGGAAGCAUGUGAAGACUGUUCACGGACCAGAGGCCCACGUCACCAAGAAACAACGUGGCGAUGUGCCUCCCAGGGGUCCUCCCAAGGGAAAUGGAGAGAACGAGGCAAAUGCCAAACAGAGUGAUAGAGGGAUGGAUGGAAAGAUGGAGGCCAACAGCAUUACUAGAGGAGUGGAGGACUGCCUGCAGGUCAAGUCAAUCAAGACCGAGAACUCGGUGACGUAUCAAUCCAGCCCUGGCGGUCACUCGUCAUGUAGCAGUGAGCCAUCGCCACUUGGCAGUGCCCACAACAAUGACAGUGGAGUAGAGAUGGCCCUGCACAGCGGGGGAAGCUUUGGGGAGCUGAGUGCACUGGAUGACGCUCCCAUGGUGGACUCCUCCACCCUCUCCCAUGGCAACUCAGCAGGGGUGGGGCUUGGGCUCCGUAAAGGGGGAGGAGUCACCAUCAAGCUGGAGAACAUCAAGAAGGAGAGGCUGAAGAAUGUGAGGGAUUCGUGUCCCUGGGCCAACUCUGGUCCACAGAUCCGGAACACCAACACCAAGCUGCCUCCUAUUCCUGCUGUUGGUUCCCUUCUGGAGAACUCCAAUAUGAUCGCUUCACCCGGGCCCUACCCUGGUCAGCGUCUUGGUGACCUGUCAUCAUGCGAGGUGACCAUGCUAAACCAGCUGAAUGAGCAGGGCCGCCGGUACAGCAACACCAGCACUGCCAGUUCAGCCUACACCAGCCGCCGCUCCUCGGGCAUCUCCCCCUGCUACUCCAGCCGCCGCUCUUCCGAAGCUUCGCAGUUCAGCAACCGCCACAACAACAUCAGUUCAGCCGACUCCUACGACCCCAUCUCCACAGACCUGUCCCGGAGAUCCAGCGAGGCCAGCCAGUGUGGAGGGGGUGGUGGAAACGGCCCUAGUUUGCUCAGCCUCACCCCGGCUCAGCACUACCAUCUUAAGGCCAAGUAUGCUGCCGCAACCGGGGGAGCUCCACCCACACCUCUGCCCAACAUGGAGCGCAUGAGCCUCAGGACCAGGAUGGCCCUGUACGGGGACCACUCCCAGGAGAGGGAGAGCUCCUCCAAUUCCAACCUGUUCCAGCCCCCUGCUGGAGCAGUGCCCAGACGCUGCAGCGACAUUGGCUACAGUAACCAUAGUAUGAUGCCCCACGAGGUCCCUGGUAACCUGCCACGGCGAGCCAGCGAUCCCGUCCGCAGACCUACCUUGGACCCACUGUCCCUUCCCAGGGUCCAGCGCUACAACAGCAUGAACAGUAUGAACCCCAACUCCAUGAUGCCGCCUCCCUCUACUGAUCGCCGGGGCCUGGCCAUGCAGGGCUACACACGAUCCGACGGAAGUCUGCACCGCCACCCUUUCGCCCCGCGGCCCCCCAGCAUCUCAGAGAAUGUGGUGAUGGAGACCAUGGCUGUGGACGGGCUGGACCAUGCAGGGGACGAGGACAUGGUGCUGCCUGAUGAUGUCGUACAGUAUCUCAGGUCUCAGAACACUGGCGCCGGCCAAUCAGCAGGCCCCGUCGACUACACCAACAGCCAAUCACUCGGCUUCCAGGUCCAAGGGAAUAUGACCUCCUCCCAGCAGCCCCAGCAGCAGUUCUAUGGGCAAAGGAGGAUGGCCAUGGUGGAUACCAACAUGCCCCUGUCUGAGUCAAGCCAGGCCCCCCUAACGCUCUACAAGAUGAGCCCUGGUUCUGGAUCACAGCAACAGCCGUACCCAACCUCACCCCGUAUGAACAACAAAAACAACAUGCCAGUGCAGUGGAAUGAGGUCAGCUCAGGGACUGUGGACACCACAGGCACCUCUAGACUCACCAAGCAGAACCUCCUCAGAAACAACAACCUGGCAGUGGUUCAGCAGAGACAGAACUGUGGGCCUUUCCAGGGUAGUAUGGGUAGUAACAGUAACCAGCAGGUGAUGCCUAUGAGCCAGAACAUGGAGCUACAAGGCUACACUCAGAGAAGCAACAACUCUGUCCAACAGCAACAGAGGCAGCCAUGCAGCAUGAAUUAUACUGAUCAGAUGAGUCCCCAGCAGGGAUACGGCCAAGACAUUGUCCCCAUCCCUAACUCUGGAUCUGGGAAUGGCAGCCUACGACCCAACUACAACGGCAUGGCACUGCCCAAUGGCAGAGUAAUGGCAACACAUAAUCCAGAUAUUCAAAACUACAGAUCAAGGACUCAGGUUGAAAGCUAUCCCCCUCACAUGAAUCAGGUUGAGCAGCUGAACUACAGUAGUACGCCUCAGCAGCAAGCCGUCCAUACUGGGACCAGAGAUGGGAUGCAGCCCAGGCUUCCCAUGGAGACCAAGUCUAUGUCCAGACAACAUGUAAGAUCCAGCAGUACGAUGCAGAACCGUUUCCUUCAGUCUGACUUCAAUCACAACACCUCUGAGGCCAGUCCAAAGAAGCCAGGCCGCACCGCAGUACAUAACGGCGGACAAAAGGGAAACUGCAACUCUAACGCUCCAAUGUUAUACACUGGCCAGAUACACAUGUUCGAGUCCAACAACAACCUGAGUUUCCACUCCCCCAUGUCCCCCUGCACACCCCAGGCACUGGUAGGCACUGCUAUUACCAUGGCAUCCCCAGGGAUCAACCAGGUCACCAGCACCGUGGACUCCUCUGGUGUGGAGCACGCCCAGAUUGACUUUGAUGCCAUGUUGGAUGAUGGUGACCACUCCAGCCUGAUGUCGGGGACCCUCAGCCCCGGGCUCCUCACAAGUCUGUCCCAGAACUCCUCCAGGCUCACCACCCCCCGUAGCUCUGUGACCCUGGCCUCUGUGCCAGCAGGGAUCGGUAACAUGGCCAUCGGCGAUAUGAACUCCAUGUUGACCGCCCUGGCUGAGGAGAGUAAGUUCCUCAACAUGAUGAGCUAACGCCUUGGCUGCAUCGCAAUAGUUUUUCUCCCAAAGUGUUCACGUGUUCACUUCCCUUCAUGAAUUUCAAAGGAAAUGAUUGGUGAAUGGAAACUUCCCCUGGCCCAUGCCUACACCAAUCCAAUGUUUUUACAUUUGUGGGGAGUAGUGCACACUUCAGGAGGAAGGAGAGAUUAUUGGGACGCCCCCCUUGUAUAUUCAGACCAUUUCAAGAAAGCAUCAGGAAAAUUGUACUAUAAAAGCUCUGAUUAUAUGUAACAAUACCUUAUGGAAAUAGUUACUUAUCAGGAGAAUGUCGAUCUCCACCGGCCUGAAAAGAGACUUUGCUUAUCCAGUUAUAUGUAAUAUUUGCUCAAGUACAUUUUAAGUAAUGUUUAUGUUGAUAAAGUAAGUGUAGUAAAGACAUAAGGGGUAUUUGUAUCACUGUUUUAAAAAGCCAUACUUUGUAUCUACGAAUAAAAAUAGACAAUGGUAUAAAAAUA
Oncorhynchus kisutch (coho salmon) is the source of this 5456-nucleotide messenger RNA. RefSeq names its product zinc finger protein GLI2. Gene Ontology annotation, cellular component: nucleus. The transcript is spliced from 14 exons. Gene Ontology annotation, molecular function: RNA polymerase II cis-regulatory region sequence-specific DNA binding; DNA-binding transcription factor activity, RNA polymerase II-specific. The coding region runs from base 454 to 4974 and encodes 1506 amino acids. Gene Ontology annotation, biological process: smoothened signaling pathway; regulation of transcription by RNA polymerase II. The record is from RefSeq and is a predicted model, not a curated record. NCBI's taxonomy places the organism in Eukaryota, Metazoa, Chordata, Actinopteri, Salmoniformes, Salmonidae.